Neomonachus schauinslandi (Hawaiian monk seal) is the source of this 996-nucleotide messenger RNA. RefSeq names its product potassium two pore domain channel subfamily K member 15 (gene KCNK15). Gene Ontology annotation, cellular component: membrane. Bases 1 to 996 code for a protein of 331 amino acids. Gene Ontology annotation, molecular function: potassium ion leak channel activity. NCBI's taxonomy places the organism in Eukaryota, Metazoa, Chordata, Mammalia, Carnivora, Phocidae. The transcript has 2 exons. Gene Ontology annotation, biological process: stabilization of membrane potential; potassium ion transmembrane transport. The record is from RefSeq and is a predicted model, not a curated record.
AUGAGAAAGCAGAGCGUGCGCACGGCCGCGCUCGUCCUGUGCAUCCUGUCCUACCUGCUGGUGGGCGCCGCCGUCUUCGACGCGCUCGAGUCCGAGGCGGAGCGCGGCCGCCAGCGGCUGCUGGCCCAGAAGCGCGGCGAGUUCCGGAGGAAGUACGGCUUCUCCGCGGAGGACUACCGCGAGCUGGAGCGCCUGGCGCUGCAGGCCGAGCCGCACCGCGCCGGCCGCCAGUGGAAGUUCGCCGGCUCCUUCUACUUCGCCAUCACGGUCAUCACCACCAUCGGGUACGGCCACGCCGCGCCGGGCACGGACUCCGGCAAGGUCUUCUGCAUAUUCUAUGCGCUCCUGGGCAUCCCCCUGACGCUGGUCACCUUCCAGAGCCUGGGCGAGCGCCUGAACGCGCUGGUGCGGAGCCUCCUGCUGGCGGCCAAGCGCUGCCUGGGGCUGCGGCGGCCGCGCGUGUCCACCGAGAACUUGGUGGUGGCCGGGCUGCUGGUGUGCGCCGCCACCCUGGCCCUCGGGGCCGCCGCCUUCGCGCACUUCGAGGGCUGGACCUUCUUCCACGCCUACUACUACUGCUUCAUCACGCUCACCACCAUCGGCUUCGGCGACUUCGUGGCGCUGCAGAGCGACGAGGCACUGCAGAGGAAGCCGCCCUACGUGGCCUUCAGCUUCCUCUACAUCCUCCUGGGGCUCACGGUCAUCGGCGCCUUCCUCAACCUCGUGGUCCUGCGCUUCCUGGCGGCCAGCACCGACGCGCCCGAGCGCGCCGCCCGCCGUCCCAGCCCGCUCCGCCCGGGGGCGCCCGAGAGCCGCGGCCGCUCCCCGCCCCGCCGGCCGGCCCGCGCCGGGGGCUCCACCUCCGUCUCCUCCCGCGUGCACCAGCUGCAGACGGGGGCCCGCGACAAUCUGGGCUUCUCGCCCCCCUCGAGCCCUCGGGCUGUGGCCGGCGGCUGCGGGGCGGGCAGGCCCCCGGCCCGGCGCAAGUCCAUCUGA